This is a messenger RNA of Drosophila suzukii, 438 nucleotides long. The record is from RefSeq and is a predicted model, not a curated record. Lineage: Eukaryota; Metazoa; Arthropoda; Insecta; Diptera; Drosophilidae.
AUGUACUACUUAAAAGAAUGGCAAACUUUGAACACGACCGAAAUCCCACUAAGUAAGUGUACGCCCAGUUCAGCUCGGUUCGGGUUCCGGGAAUAUCCUCCGGUUAGCCGGGGCUCUCCAUGUUCUCCGGGCUCUUCGGCCGGGUUCAGCUGCACCAGGUGUGCCCGUGGCCGGGUGGCUUCCUCUUUCGUCUUUCGUCUUCCAGCCCCAAAACCGGAAUCUACGAUUGAAUUUCAGACAGUAUACGGCUCCCAGCCAGCCAAACCACCCAAAACCACCAACUGGCGGCCAAGGAAAACGCAAAGGCUUUUGCAAUUUUUAUGUGCAAUUUUUUACAUGAGAACCAAAGGCGGUAUGAGAUGUCGCUUGUGGCUCGUUAAGGUUAAGGGGUGGUGGGUGGUUUUUGGGGUGCGGGUGGAGCAGUUGGGAUGCCACUGA